Neoarthrinium moseri is the source of this 1353-nucleotide messenger RNA. RefSeq lists its product as uncharacterized. Gene Ontology annotation, cellular component: cytoplasm. The record is from RefSeq and is a predicted model, not a curated record. Gene Ontology annotation, molecular function: saccharopine dehydrogenase activity. The coding region runs from base 1 to 1353 and encodes 450 amino acids. The transcript has 9 exons. Lineage: Eukaryota; Fungi; Ascomycota; Sordariomycetes; Amphisphaeriales; Apiosporaceae.
AUGCCGCAAUCUGCCCUCCUCCUCGGCUCCGGCUUUGUCGCCGCCCCUACCGUCAAGGUCCUCGCUGACGCCGGUGUGCACGUUACUGUUGCCUGCCGUACGCUGGCCGCCGCCCAGAGCCUUGCUGGUGGCUUUUCCAACACCAAGGCCGUCAGCCUCGACGUCAACGAUACCUCGGCUCUGGAAGCUGCCGUGGCUCAACACGAUGUCACCAUCUCGUUGAUCCCCUACACAUACCAUGCCAUUGUGGUCAAGGCAGCUAUCAAGGCCAAGAAGCAUGUAGUCACUACAUCCUACGUCUCGCCCGCGCUGCAGGAACUGCAUGAGGAGGCCAAGGCUGCAGGUAUCACUGUCAUGAACGAGAUCGGACUCGACCCUGGUAUCGACCAUCUCUACGCUGUCGACCUCAUCGACCGUGUCCACAAGGCAGGAGGCUCCGUCCGUGCCUUCAGGAGCUUUUGUGGCGGUUUGCCCGCCCCAGAGAACUCCGAUAACCCUCUAGGGUACAAGUUCAGCUGGAGCAGCCGUGGAGUUCUGUUGGCGCUGAAGAACGACGCCAAGUACGUGUUGGACGGCAAGGACCUGCACGUCAAGGGUGUCGAGCUUAUGGCGACAGCCAAGCCGUACCACACUGGCUUCCUCGGCUAUAACUUCGUUGCCUACGGAAACCGUGACAGUACUGGCUAUCGCGAAAGAUACAACAUCCCCGAGGCGCACACCAUUAUGCGUGGCACUUUCCGUUACGCCGGCUUCCCGGAGUUCGUUAAAGUCCUCGUUGACCUCGGCUUCCUCCGUGAGGAGGAGCAGAGCUUCUUGAAAGAGCCAAUUGCCUGGAAGGAAGCUACUAAGCAGCUGCUUGGUGCCAGUUCAUCCAGCGACGAUGACUUGGUGCAGGCGAUCUCGUCCAAGACAUCUUUCAAGGAUGCCGAAGAGAAAGGCCAAUUGGUUGCUGGUCUGAGGUGGCUCGGAAUCCUUUCGGAUGCCAAGAUUACGCCGAGAGGAAACCCCCUGGACACACUUUGUGCUACCCUUGAGCAGAAGAUGGCGUAUGAGGAGGGUGAGCGUGACUUCGUGUUCCUCCAACACAAGUUUGAUAUCGAGAACAAGGACGGCAGCAAGGACAUCAUCACCUCUACCCUUUGCGAAUAUGGUGCCCCCAUUGGAUCUGGCGGUUACUCGGCAAUGGCAAAGCUGGUCGGCAUUCCCUGCGCUAUCGCUGUUAAGCAAGUCCUUGAUGGCACCAUCUCAGAGAAGGGUGUCCUCGCCCCAAUGCACCCCAGCCUCAACACACCCUUGAUGAAGGAGCUGAAGGAGAAGCACGGAAUCGAAUGCAUUGAGAAGAUCAUUACAUAA